AUGGCCGAUCUCUCGAGAGAAGACCUGCCGCCUUCCGAUAGCCCCCACCUCGUCAUCCGGCACCCUACCGAAGAAGAGUGCACGACGAUCUCGAUCAAUACCUCCAUCGAGUGGAAAGACUCGCUUUCACUCGCACAAUACUUGAAAGAAGGUCAAUGGCUCGCCACGGUCCCUUUAGCCCGCGAUGGAGGCAUGACAACAUGGAUCUUGGUUCACCAGGAUAAAGCUCCAGGCGAGCGUCAGAUCCUAUGCUCUUGCGAGAGUUUCUCCAAACGCUCACUCACGAGCGAUAUGAGCGGCGCUAUCAGCGAGAACAUUGUGCAUGGCGUGGCCAGCGUCUUCUCCCCGAGCGAGUACCGCGGCCGAGGGUAUGCGGCGCGCAUGAUGCGAAGCACGCUGUAUUCCGACAUUGGGAAAGAGUUCUAUGCGAAACUAGGCUGGCUCCCAAACUCCACCAAUUCGCACAUCGAGCUGCAACCCUGCGCCAUCGCGUGGCCUUCGCCGGCUACACCAAUUAUCGAGGAAGAGAUAGGAGAUUUUUGCAAGCGGGACGAAGACUUGGCUCGGUCCCGCAUGGCAAUACCCACGCAAGAGGCGAAAACUCGUUUUACGAUCAUCCCAGAUCUCGACCAUAUGCUCUGGCACAUAUCCAAAGAGGUGUUUGCGACGAAACACCUCUUUGACCGGAUACCCAAUGCGAAAGGAGCGAUAGCUGGCCCGCCCGGCAGCCAAGUCUGGGCACUUUGGACGCAUCGAUACUACAGUCAUCCUGACGCAAGCACGUCACGCAACGUGCUAUACAUACUUCGGCUAGUGGUUGAGGUCGAUGAGACUGCGACAAGGCUAUCUUCCGAUGCAGCGAAACUGCCUGAGCCUGCCAUGUACGAGCAGCAGGCAGUAUACCUUCGGGCGGUUUUGCAGGCAGCCCAGGCCGAAGCCAAAGAAUGGAAACUCGAUGUCGUCAAGCUCUGGGAUCCUACACCCUUGGUUCUAGACAUGCUGGCUCAAAGUGGUCUAGAUUUCGAGGUUGUAGAACGGAAGAACGACAGCAUUGCUAGCCUUCUUUGGUACGAUGCAGAUGGUGGUGUCAGUGACGAGAGGCCAGUGUGGCUGAACAACGAGCACUACGCGUGGCAGUAG
This is a messenger RNA of Alternaria incomplexa, 1140 nucleotides long. RefSeq lists its product as uncharacterized. Bases 1 to 1140 code for a protein of 379 amino acids. The record is from RefSeq and is a predicted model, not a curated record. Lineage: Eukaryota; Fungi; Ascomycota; Dothideomycetes; Pleosporales; Pleosporaceae. The transcript is spliced from 2 exons.